Bacidia gigantensis is the source of this 639-nucleotide messenger RNA. RefSeq lists its product as uncharacterized. The record is from RefSeq and is a predicted model, not a curated record. Lineage: Eukaryota; Fungi; Ascomycota; Lecanoromycetes; Lecanorales; Ramalinaceae. The transcript has 2 exons. Gene Ontology annotation, cellular component: plasma membrane. Gene Ontology annotation, molecular function: allantoate transmembrane transporter activity; dipeptide transmembrane transporter activity. Gene Ontology annotation, biological process: transmembrane transport; tripeptide transport; dipeptide transport. Bases 1 to 639 code for a protein of 212 amino acids.
AUGCCUGAAGAGAAGAUACCUGGGGCUCCCAUGCCUGAAAAGAUUCCUGUGGCGCCAAUGCCUGAGAAGAUCCCUGUCACGUCGCCCAUUGAAAAGGAGGCUACAAACGAUUUCGAAGAAGAGGAGCAUGUGGCUGUAAUGCCCCCACCAGCCUAUGGCGCGUCUGUGGACGAGGCCAUGAAGGCAUUCGGAGACGGGGAGGUCCUACACAUCGACGAAGCUACAAACAAGCGGUUGUUGAGGCGGAUCGAUCUUCACAUCAUGCCAUUGAUGUGCAUUGUCUAUGGUCUCAAUUACCUCGACAAGACGACACUGUCCUAUGCAAAUGUCAUGGGAUUGAAGAAGGAUCUCAAAUUGAAGGGCGAUGACUACCAAUGGCUUGGAAGCAUGUUCUACUUCGGUUAUCUUGCUUGGGAGUAUCCCACCAACCGUCUCCUCCAGCGCCUUCCUCUGGCUAAAUACUCCUCUUUCAACAUCAUAAUCUGGGGUGGAGUCUUGUGCUGCAUGGCCGCCGUUAAGAACUUCUCGGGCGCGGUAGCCGUGCGAUUCUUCCUCGGUGUCUUUGAAUCUGCUGUCACACCCGGUUUCGCCCUUUUCUCCAGCCAAUGGUAUACCAAAAAGAGCAGGGAACCAGAGUAG